CGUCAGAAUCGUGUUGUUCUUGUCUGAUAAGAUUCACAGAGCACUCCCGAGCACCAGUCUAACUACUUGGACGACAAAAUGUAUCUCAAAGAAACUCUGCUGGUUGCAGUUUUCAGUAUCGGCGUGACCGCUGUUAUUGGCGAGUGUGAUAUAGGCUGGGCUGAGUUUAAAGAAGAUUGCCUAUGGUUCAGUUCAUCUAGCGCCACGUGGGAUAAGGCUGAGGCCCAUUGUAGGGGUAUGGGGGCGUACUUAGCUACGGACGAUAACGAAGACAAACACGACUUUUUGGCUACCAUCCUGAACGUCCUUAGAGAUUACCAUGCCUAUGUGUGGUUCAUUGGAGGGACCGACUACACCUUUGAGGGACAGUACCGAUGGUUAGAGACCGGCCUACACGUAGGACCUUUCACAAGGUGGGCUCCCGGCCAGCCAAAUGGUACUAUGGGAGAGAACUGUAUUGGAUUGAGAUGGGAUGGUCGGGACUUAAUGUGGACAGACGAGCCUUGUCAACCCAUCCAUCUUCCUCACGGACAUCACGGACAUACUGUACCAGUCGGAAACUACAACUUUAUCUGUGAGAAACAUAACAACCAGACAACGUCUGCUGUGAUUGGCUGAAUGUAAUCUCGGAUACAAGAAGUAAAAACACGGUUGUAAAUAUAUAUAUCAAACAUCUGUUUCCUGGUUAAAUGGCAUUGAACACAAAACCGAAAUAAAACGUGUAUUAUAUUUA
Messenger RNA from Pecten maximus, 733 nucleotides. Its product is annotated as perlucin-like. Gene Ontology annotation, molecular function: carbohydrate binding. The coding region runs from base 79 to 618 and encodes 179 amino acids. Gene Ontology annotation, cellular component: external side of plasma membrane. The record is from RefSeq and is a predicted model, not a curated record. NCBI's taxonomy places the organism in Eukaryota, Metazoa, Mollusca, Bivalvia, Pectinida, Pectinidae. Gene Ontology annotation, biological process: biological process involved in interspecies interaction between organisms. The transcript has 5 exons.